AUAUGUAACAGCGUUCAUUGGGAGAAAGUGUACAGAUAGAUUCGUCCACAGUACAGCAAGUAGCAUACAGACAUAAUCGUCUACAGUGGAGGAAGUAACGUACACACAGAACGGUGUACAGUGGAGACAGUAACGUACACACAGAACGGUGUACAGUGGAGACAGUAACGUACACACAGAACGGUGUACAGUGGAGACAGUAACGUACACACAGAACGGUGUACAGUGGAGACAGUAACGUACACACAGAGCGGUGUACAAUGGAGACAGUAACGUACACACAGAACGGUGUACAGUGGAGACAGUAACGUACACACAGAACGGUGUACAGUGGAGACAGUAACGUACACACAUAACGGUGUUCAGUGGAGACAGUAGCGUAAACACAGAACGGUGUACAGUGGAGACAGUAACGUAAACACAGAACGGUGUACAGUGGAGACAGUAACGUACACACAGAACGGUGUACAGUGGAGACAGUAGCGUUAACACAGAAAGGUGUACAGUGGAGACAGUAACGCACACACAGAACGGUGUACAGUGGAGACAGUAACGUACACACAGAACGGUGUACAGUGGAGACAGUAACGUACACACAGAGCGGUGUACAAUGGAGACAGUAACUUACACACAGAACGGUGUACAGUGGAGACAGUAACGUACACACAGAACGGUGUACAGUGGAGACAGUAACGUACACACAGAACGGUGUUCAGUGGAGACAGUAGCAUAAACACAGAACGGUGUACAGUGGAGACAGUAACGUAAACACAGAACGGUGUACAGUGGAGACAGUAACGUACACACAGAACGGUGUACAGUGGAGACAGUAGCGUUAACACAGAACGGUGUACAGUGGAGACAGUAACGUACACACAGAACGGUGUACAGUGGAGACAGUAACGUAAACACAGAACGGUGUACAGUGGAGACAAUAACGUACACACAGAACGGUGUACAGUGGAGACAAUAACGUACACACAGAACGGUGUACAGUGGAGACAGUAACGUAAACACAGAACGGUGUACAGUGGAGACAAUAACGUACACACAGAACGGUGUACAGUGGAGACUAGCGUUAACACAGAACGGUGUACAGUGGAGACAGUAACGUACACACAGAACGGUGUACAGUAGAGACAGUAACGCACACACAGAACGGUGUACAGUGGAGACAAUAACGUAAACAGAACGGUGUACAGUGGAGACAAUAACUUAAACACAGAACGGUGUACAGUGGAGACAGUAACGUACACACAGAACGGUGUACAGUGGAGACAGUAACGUACACACAGAACGGUGUACAGUGGAGACAGUAACGUAAACACAGAACGGUGUACAGUGGAGACAGUAACGUACACACAGAACGUUGUACAGUGGAGAUAAUAACGUACACACAGAACUGUGUGCAUUUCGACGAUGGGCUAAUAGCAUUUGAAUCACUAAAUACCACGGAGGACCUGUAUUGUUGCUUUCACUAAACCACCAAAGUGUAGACUGAAUCACUAAAACUAUCACUAUGGCGGAAGCAACCGUCAUAGAUGACAAGGGGAAAAUGGCUUCGCUGUCCCGUAACUAUGGUCUUGAUGUCGACAUGGCCGAUAGUGCUCUGGCUGCCUCGACUGUGACCAGCCGUGAAUACCAGAAACAGUGCUUACAUAUCUACAGGGAGUUCAUCAAAAACAUGAACUGUCAUUUAAAAGACGAAAAAGAGGUCAAGGAAGAUUUAUGUAGGUUACGGAAAGAAAAAAUCACUAACAUGAAAUAUUCCUUAUAUCGAUCUUCUGGCGAAGACGUUUUCUCGUCCGCUAAAGAAAAACGCCAGAAAAUGAUGGAAAGCAUGGCGAUUGUUUCUCCUCUGAUAUUCGAUGACAAUCGGAUGAACACUCCUUGGGGGCUUGACAACAUUAUUGACGAGGACUUACUGCGACCACAAACGGCACCAACACAAAAGGUGACGGGGUCACAGGCGCGAUACGCUCCUGUAGACGACACGGGAGGGAGACCACAGACGGUAUCAAACACUAACUAUAAACCGCUCGACUUUCUGGAUGACAUCACGUUAGAAAUGGAGAUGAAUCAGCAUCAGGGUGGUGGAACCGAGGCUCCCCCAUCCUUCACCACAAACCAUGUUCCAAAUAUAUCUAACGAAUAUGAACCACAACCUUUGCCCACCAAGACUACCGAACGCGUUCGAUUUGCUACCCCGAGCCCUGUGGGAGACAAAUCGGAGAGUAAAACAGAGCUGGAUGAAGAGACAGAUGGUAUUGUUGAUCCAAAAACAGAAAGAACUAGAGCUCGCAAUAUAACAAUUAACGCGAUGUCGUUUGCUAAACUGUCUAUAGGCGAGAUCCUGGCCAAACUGAAGCACAAAGACGGAAAAUUCAAAAUAAAACCCAUCAGCAUGACCUAUACCCCGAAUGAGGUUGAUGCCGUUUUCAUCGCAAAAGAUCCCACCAAGGAGAAAAUGGCACUUGUUCGGCAAAACACGAAUUGUAAGUCAUCCACCAUUUCGACAGAUUUGAAAGUAAACAAUCGAAUCGCUAUAAUGAAAUCUUUAAUGGGUAUCAAAGUGAAGAAAAAAACGGUGUCGGAGAUUUUUGACAAUGGACGAGAUAGGAAAACAAGACACUUCAGAAUCGUGCUGAAAAACCCGAAAGGUCGAAGCAUCGUUCCCGAGGAAGCUACACCUGAAGUAAGUAAGGAGGACGACGAAAACGCUGUACCAAUCCAUGUUUCAAUAACCCCUAUCAACCCCAAGAAACCUAACUUGAAACCCCAAAAUGACAGUUUAGCUAACCAGCGUUCGACACCGAUAUAUUCACGAGAUCCUCAUAACAGAACAGGACGGGUUCCGACUAUUCACGCUAACAACGACACGGACGGCGCAUUUGUUAGGACGAGCAGCUUCGGAAGCCGACGAGGGUACGAGAACGCACGUAAUGACUCCCGAAUGUCUCUGACGUCGACUUAUAGUCAGGACCCAUUACAACGUUCAAUCAACAGCCGAAAUCAACUGCACAAUAGCCGACCGUUACAAGGUGUCGACGGCCCCGAAAAUGGGACUCCGAUCACUAGGUCAGUGUCUGUAAUGUCCGGGCGCGAGAGCGUUAUCUUCCAGGGCACGGACGCUGAUAUGACGGAGAUGAUUCGUAUGUUGGUGGAGGGUGAGGGGCGGGGUGGACCGGUAAAACAACCGGGAUAUAACCGGUCCGCCAGUAGAGCAAGUGCAACCGCAUCCGUAGCGGGAAGUCACUUCGGAAGGAGAAUAAAAACCCCGUCGCGUAGAAUGGUCACUCCGACGUCCAUGCUUAGUGAUUCCGAGAUGUCAUUUGGUGGUGUAAGCAGGCCGCUAUCGGUGAACAAGCGGACGACCAAACAGUUGGUGAAGGACAUGAUACGUCAGGACAAGGAAUACCAGGAAAAUAUGGACACAAUGCGACGGCGCAUGGCAAGUAGUGGCAGGAGGGCAAGUGUAGCGGUCCGAAAAUGAAGCAGUUCAUUUAUUUGUAGACUUGUAUGUAUAUAAUAGUGACGAUAAUCAUGGACAUGCAUUUCAUGAGACAUAUGGCGACGUUAGGCUUUAUCUAUCUCAUUGCAGUGACAUCAGGGGGCUAUAGUAACAUCGGAUGUCAUUAACAUUGUAUAACAAGAAUUCAUAACGUGUAAAUGUAAGCAAUAUAUUGUUGACGGUAAAGAAAGUAAAAAAUGUAAUAUUGCCCGGAGUCAAAAUAAAGCGUGUGUUUUUUUGGUAAAGAAAUUUGAACGUAUCUGUAUUAAGAAAAAAGGUAAAUACGUAUAAUUACUCGUAUAUUUAUCCUCAAACCUUAUUUGAAAUAAACAUCAUUAGAAAUCCAA
Messenger RNA from Pecten maximus, 3858 nucleotides. RefSeq lists its product as uncharacterized. The transcript is spliced from 2 exons. The record is from RefSeq and is a predicted model, not a curated record. Lineage: Eukaryota; Metazoa; Mollusca; Bivalvia; Pectinida; Pectinidae. The coding region runs from base 1520 to 3493 and encodes 657 amino acids.